AUGGUAAUUACCGGAUUUAAUUUUAAGAAUAAUUCCAAAGCUAGGGUAGAUAGGGUAAAUAUUGGAUUCAAGUUGGAAAGGCUUGGUGGGGGAGGGACUAAACUUGUUAAAAAUUAUGAAAGUUUGAUAUGGAGCACGGGACUUGAACCCAAUGAUCUUCCCUCUCGUUUUAAGUUCCGAUUACCCGAUAGCUUCUUUUUUGUAACCUUCAAAUAUUCCGGACUAAAGAAUCAAAUCAACUUGGCAAUGGAAUGCGAAAACUAUUUCGCCGAUGAAUUUAAACCCGACAAGUCUUUACCCUGUUUCGACUGCAGUAUCUGCCUCGACUUCGCUAAAGAUCCGGUGGUCACUCUAUGCGGCCACCUCUAUUGCUGGCCGUGUAUCUACAAAUGGUUAUCUUUCCCCACCGAUUCCGGCGCUAAUCCGCCAUGCCCCGUCUGCAAAUCCGAAAUAUCCCACACCUCCGUCGUCCCUCUUUACGGCCGCGGUAAAACAUUUUCCGACAACGAACCUGGUGGCAAGACUACAAACACCACCGCCGUUAUCCCGCCUCGGCCACACGCUGCCGUCUUAUCCUCGCCCAGUUCCUCCCGUCAACCACCAUACGGAAGUUUCAGUGACGGCGUCGAUGGUUACAAUCCGAAUGUAUGGAUGUACGGAGAAAUGAUUUACUCGAGGGUGUUUGGGAACUCGCAAAGUUUGUAUACGUUUCCGAAUUCGUAUCAUCUGGCUGGGAGUAGUAGCCCUAGGUUACGAAGGCGAGAGAUGCAGGUUGAUAGAUCUUUGAACAGAUUGACUUUUUUUCUCUUUUGCUGUUUCUUCUUGUGCCUUCUCCUUUUCUAGUCCAGGGGCAUGUUAGGUGAAGAUUAAUUUAAGAAGUCAAUAUCUGACGGGUGUAUCUCUUGAAUCUCAUUGAAUAAGAGGCAUGUUAGAUACACUCUUGAAUCUUAUUGAAUAAGAGGCGGAGGAGCAGAACCAAAUUAUUAAUUAUGGUAUUAAUACAUUAGACGUUAUAGUGUUGUAUACUUGGCAUUAUGUAUAUUUGAGAUUAUAGAUUAUAUAUACUUCUUACUUGUACAUAUUUAUAGACAAAAUUGCAAAAGCGGUCCAAAAAAAUUAUGUUUUUGAUAAAAAAAAAAAAGGUUUAAUGAUGCAUUAUUAGUGUGAUCUUGGAUAUUAAUAGUGAUUUUGGU
This is a messenger RNA of Lactuca saligna, 1193 nucleotides long. Lineage: Eukaryota; Viridiplantae; Streptophyta; Magnoliopsida; Asterales; Asteraceae. The record is from the annotation of a GenBank genome assembly.